AUGCCCCGCCCACCCCGCCCGAGACCUACUGGCCACGCCCGCUCCCGCUUCUCAGGCCACGCUCUCCACCCAUUCGGCCCCGCCUCGGCCGGACUUCCGCCGGGAGCUUUGUGCACCGGCUUCUCCGCCCUGCCCGCGUUGGCCUCGGUGCGCCGGAGAAAGUGCUCCCGGCCAGCUGCUGCAGGCGGGCCAAGGUUCCGCGCCGGGCGUGGACGGUGUGGGGCGGCCCCGGUCCCGCAGAUCCUCCUUAGCUGCCUGCCAGCAUCCUCAUCCCAGCCCCGAGGAUGGACCCAGGAGACCCUGCUGGUCACCGCACUGCUGGCGAGUGCCGCUGCACAGGCCAGGACCCCCUCCUGCUCCUGCAGACCCUGCAGACCCUGUGGUCCACGCGGGAGCGACAGCAGCUCCAGGAAGAAGCCUGGCGGGGGUUUGCUGCCCUGGACGACCCCCUGGCCGGGCUUCUGGACAUGCUGGAGAGCAGCCGGGGCUGGCGGGGAAAGGGCCCCUCCCUGGAGGCCUGGAUCUCCCACCAGCUGCAGUGCUGGCUACGGGCACAGCCACGCCCUGGCCCAGCCCAGCCCGAGGCUGGAGCAGCUGCAGGCCCGAGCAGUCAGGGUCCUCACCGAGAGCCCCUCCAGCCUUGCAGCGCCACUCGCCAGCAUCUUCCAGCUACAGGAUGCAGACCAGAGCUGCCUGCUGGAGCACGUCCACCGCCUCUACCACGAGGGCAGGUUCAGAGAAGCAGUCAUGCUGGGCACGAAGUUGAAGCUGCAGCCAGAACUUGAUGUUGAAAAGAUGAGUAUCCCACUGCUCCUCCAGGACAAGGUGGCCCUCGUGGAGCGCUAUGUGGCCGGCUUCCCGGACCUCCAGAGGAGGCUGCUGGCCCUCAUGGACUCCUGGUGCCAGCCCGGCUUUGACAUCAAGGAUGUUGUCAGACAGCACCCCCAGGUGGCCUCCGUGAGGCUGGAAAAGCUGAGUCCACAGGUGCUGAGCAGGCAGGUCUUGCGUCUGCAGGAGCAGUUCAGCGUGAUCCCUGCGCUGUGUCCCCAUGCGGCCAUGCAGCAGCGCCUGGCAGCCCUGCGACACCUGUGCCACAAGCGGUUUGUGGAGAAGAGCCUGUCUCAGGAGAACUGGGCUGACCACGUGCAAGGCCUGGUGGGACAGAGCCCGUGGCUUCAGGAGCAGCUGUCUCAGCUGCUGGCCUCCCUCAGUGACCCAAGCAUGGCCGCCCAGUGCACCCUGAACCUCCCACUGCCUGAGGACCGGCUGCUGGCCACAGUGGCUGCGGGGCUUGGCCAGCUCCAGCUCCAGGGGAGGGCGGCUGAGGCUGUCUCGAGGCUCAACAUGAAGGACGUGAAGGACCAUUACUACCAGCUGCCCAUCCCCAGGGAGAACAUCUACCUCCUGACCUCUCAGGAAGACCUGGCCAGACACAAGGAUGCCCUCCUGCAGCCCCAGCAGGUGGUUGGUGUGGACCUGGAGUGGACACUGGUGUUCAUUGCUGGGGGCCGGCCCCGGCCAUCACUCCUGCAAGUGGCCACGGAGGGCUGCGUGUUCCUUCUCGACAUCCUGGCAUUCACGCAGCCGCCAGCAGGUCAGGGAGCCCAGGCCUUCUCCCAGCUGGUGGCCCAGCUCCUCUCGGACCCAUCCAUCACCAAGCUGGGCUAUGGGAUGGCAGGGGACCUGCAGAAACUGGGCAUGUCCUGCCCCAUCCUGGCCCACGUGGAGAAACAGGUUCUGGGUGGCGUGGACCUGCUGCUGGUACACAGACAGGUGCAAUACCUGCAGCCUGCAACCCCCACAUGGAGCCUGUCCUUGGCUGUGUCUGCUCCUUCUCCCAGUCUCUGCUGCACUGGCCACUGGCAGAGGGGGCAGGGCCUCCUCCUGAGCCACCGUGAAGCUGGUAUGCGAAUGGCGGGCAUGCCAACCCCAGGCAUGGCCAGGGCUGGUGGGCUGAGAGGCCUGAGCCUCCUAGUGCAGCAGGUGCUGGGCACGACCCUGGACAAGACACAGCAGCUGUCCAACUGGGACCGGAGGCCGCUCUUCGAGGAGCAGCUCAUCUAUGCAGCUGCUGAUGCCUACUGCCUGCUGGAGGUGCACCAAGCCCUGUGCAGAGAGCCCGCCCGCUUCCACCUGUCGGGGGACCUGGCUGGGAGCCAGAGGCCCAGGCACAGAGAGAGACCAGGGACACAGGAGCCGCCCGGCCUGCAGGAGGCAUUGGCCGCACCCAGGCAGGUCCCUUUGGCUGUGGCUGAGGCCACCAUCCCUCAGGUCCCUGCCAGGACCUUCCGCGUGGUGUGUGACAACAUGCUGCAGGGGCUGGCACGGAGCCUCCGCUGUCUGGGUGUGGAUGUGCACGUGCUGGACAACAGUGAGGACCACCGCAGGGCAGCCGAGAAAAAGAAAGCGCUCCCAGUGAGAUCCCAGAGGGUGUGAGGAGCAUGCCCUGGCCCCAUGGAGAAAGACGCCGUGGGGCUGUGUCCUGCUGUCACACAGAAGAACCUGGAUAUGGAGCUGAGGAGACCUCCAGACAGCGUGGAAGGUGCAACCUGGUCUCUCCUUGCUGCUUAUGGUAACAUGAGCAGAAAGAGCGACUGAGGGGAGAGCUUUUAAACAGAAAGGAACUAGGACUCAAUGAUCUGGGAAACUCUUAGCCUGCUCCGAUGGCAGAAGCUCCCAACAGCGUGACCUGAAAAGCUGCGUGUGCGACUGUGCCGGAGUGAGGGGCUGAACACACAGUCAGUCUUUGAAAGCAAACCCAAGGCUUCAGAAAGCCCAGGGCAUCAACCUCGGCCACCUCCACAGACCCUGAAUUGACCAGGAAACAGGCCAGUGAUGCUCCACGCCACUCACCAUCGUCCCGGACGUGGGUUGUCAGCCACUGUGAGCGCAGAGGCCAGUUCUUCCUAGUAAAUCUCAACAUUCCUCUCCUACUGGCUUACUUCUCUACGGCAGCCCAGCUGACCAAUUUUGGUGCUGCAGGUGGUUGCAUAGAAAAGUCUCACAGAUGAGUUGUCUGCAUUGAUUCUGGGACUUCUGGAAUUGGUUCUCUAAUACUAUUAGAUUUAGGGACACAAAGGGCCCAGUUUCCAAUAGCAAAGAGGGCACAGUAGUCCAUGCUGAGAUGUUGCAGAAUUACUCAGAUACUGCCAUGGGGUAGCCCUAGUUGGGAACCUAGGAGAGAUUCUGAGGGACCAGGUAUUUACUACUUCAGAGCAUCGCAGUCCAACUCCUGGGAAUAGUGGGACGGGCGCUUAAUUCCUGUAGCUGCAGAAUUAAAACAGCUGAAAACCAUGCCUAGAGUUUCAUCCUGUGAGCAGCUGAAUUACAACAGAAAUUACGGUCACAACUGAUGUUAUUAAUCUUUGUCCACGUGCCAGUCCUGUCCACAUCACAUUAGCUUUCAUUGUCUCUGAACUUGCCUUUCUCUGAUGACUGAUGAAGCUGAGCAUCUUCCCAGACAUUCCCUGGCUAUUCACACAUUCUGCUCCGUGGAACGCCUCGUGGCUGCCCUAAGAAAGGUCUGCCUGCAAGGCGGGGAACUCUGCUGGGAAACAGCUCCUGGACUGAUGAAAACCUUCCCUAAAUGAUGAAGGUGGUUUGCUGUGCUCAGUCUUCACAAACACUGCAGCUUAUGCUGGACAUCACUUUCCGUCCUGGACUCUGGAAUUUCGGUACAUGCCAGGUAGAGGGUAUCAAUGUGACCACCCCCCAGUAAAGCCUCAGGCGAUGAGUCGAGAAUGAACUCUUCAGACAGACGACACUUCACACGUGUCAUUACGGCUCAUUGCAGAAGCACACCACGUGUGACACCUGGGAGAGGCUCUUGGGUGCCUGAGCCUGGCUUCCUCUGGGCUGUGCCCCGUCCGUGCGCCUUUUUCCUUUGCUACAUGGCUGUGUACUGUUCACUGAAGUGUGUCUCAGCCAGAGCAUGGCUGUGUGCUGAGUCCUGUGAGUGGCCCUGAGUCAGUGUCACUCUUACCUCCUGUAGCUGCAGGAGACUUAGUGAUACUAAACCUCAGGGUAAUCUUGGGGACCCUCAUGCCUGGUCAUCUUUUUCUUUCUUUUUUUAAGAAACAGGGUCUUGUUUUGUCUGGCUAGAGUGCAGUGGUGUGAUCAUAGCUGACUGCAGCUAUGAUCAAAAUCCUAGGUUCAAGCAAUCCUCCCUACUCAGCCUCCUGGGUAGCUAGGAACACAGGUACACGCCACCAUACCCAGCUAAUUUUUAAAAUUUUUGUGGAGAUAGGCUCUCUCUGUAUUGCCCAGGCUGGUCUUGAACUCCCGGCCUGGAGUGGUUCUCCUGCCUCAGCCUCCCAAAGUGCUGGGAUUACAGGUGUGAGCCACUGCGCCCGGCCUUGAGUUUUACAUGACAUCACACUGCCGAGAUUCCAUAUAGCGUUAUCCUCAUCUUCUGUCUGGUAGGGUGAGCACCCACCUCGUUCUCCUUCAGACCUUUGCCCUUUCUGUAUAGGUUUAGAAACAGCUCACCAGUUCAGUUUUGCUUGGAACUGCAUUGACUCUAUAAAUCAAUUUAGGGAAACGUGACAUUUUUGAGAUAUUGAGGCCACACCUAUGAUCUCAGCACUUUGGGAGGUCAAGUAGGGACAGUUUCUUGAGCCCAGGAGUCUGAGACCAGCCUGGGAAACACAGUGAAAUGUUAUUUCAAAAAAAAAAAUUAAAUUUAAAAACACAGGCAGGCCGGGCGCGGUGGCUCACGCCUAUAAUCCCAGCACUUUGGGAGGCCAAGGCGGGUGGAUCACGAGGUCAAGAGAUCGAGACCAUCCUGGUCAACAUGGUGAAACCCCGUCUCUACUAAAAAUACAAAAAUUAGCUGGGCACGGUGGCGCAUGCCUGUAAUCCCAGCUACUCGGGAGGCUGAGGCAGGAGAAUUGCUUGAACCCAGAAGGCGGAGGUUGCGGUGAGCCAAGAUCGUGCCAUUGUACUCCAGCCUGGGUAACAAGAGUGAAACUCCAUCUCAAAAGAAAAACAUAGGCAGUCAUGUGGUGCACACCUGUGGUCCUGACCUGGCAGCCUGGGGGACUGAGGUAGGAGGAUCACUUGAACCCAGGAGGUUGAGGCUGCGCAGUGAGCCAUGAUCAUGCCACUGCACUCCAACCUGGGCAACAGAGCUAGAUCUCAUUUAAAAAGACUCAUAAAUAAAAUACAAUGAUGCUGAGUCUUCUCUUUGUGGAUGAUUAUCUAACUCUUUCCUAAUGUCUUUUAUUCUAACAUUUUUUUGUUCGUUUGUUUGAGACAGAGUCUCACUCUGUCACCAGCCUGGAGUGCAGUGGCUCAGUCUUGGCUCACUGCAACCUCUGCUUCCCGGGUUUAAGCGAUUCUCCUGCCUCAGCCUCCCAAGUAGCUGGAACUACAGGCACAUGCCACCACACCCUGCUAAUUUUUGUAUUUUUAGGAGAGACGGGGUUUCACCAUGUUGGACAGGCUGGUCUUCAUCUCCUGACCUUGUGACUCGCCUGCCUCGGCCUCCCAAAGUGCUGGGGUUGCAGGCGUGAGCCCCCGCGCCCAGCCUCUUUCUAACACAUUUGAUAACCUCCAUAAAGAUCUUAUGUGUCAUUUGUUAGAUUGCGACCCAGGAACUUUAGAUUCGUGUUGUGAUUAUAAAUUGUGUGGGUUCUGGGCCGGGCGCGGUGGCUCAAGCCUGUAAUCCCAGCACUUUGGGAGGCCGAGGCGGGUGGAUCACGAGGUCAAGAGAUCGAAACCAUCAUGGUCAACAUGGUGAAACCCUGUCUCUACUAAAAAUACAAAAAAUUAGCUGGGCAUGGUGGCGCGUGCCUAUAAUCCCAGCUACUCAGGAGGCUGAGGCAGGAGAAUUGCCUGAACCCAGGAGGCGUAGGUCGCAGUGAGCCGAGAUAGCACCAUUGCACUCCAGCCUGGGUAACAAGGGCGAAACUCCGUCUACAAAAAAAAAAAAAAAAAAAAAAUUGUGUGGGUUCUAUUUCCUGCUGAUACAGGGACUGUGGCUGCCCUUGAUGAAUCAGUCCUAUAUCCAGAAAACUUGCUGAAUGCCCCUAAAUCUUACUGAAUUGUUGCCAGCUAUUUUGGGUUUUCUUCAUACACAUCAUCUGCAAAAAAUGAGGUUUUCUUUCUUCCGCUCCAAUCCUUGUAUCUUCCCUUAUCUUACUUCAUUUGUCAAGAUCUGCAAGACAGUGCUGAAUAGAGGUGUGGUGGUACCAUCCUUAUCUUGUUUCUGAUUGAGAAAGGAGUGUUUUAAAAUGAAGUAGGGUGGCUGCUUAAUAUUCUGUACCAGGCUGAGGAAGUUCCCCCAUAAUUACACAUUUGCUAUAAGUUUUUGUUAUAAAUGAAUAUUGAAUUCUACCUACCUAGUGCUUUCCCGGCAGCUAUUGAGAAACUCAUAGGAUUUUCUCCUUUAAUCUGUGAAUGUGAUGAAUGACAUGAUUAACUCUUUGAAUUUGGGACUAAUCUUUCCUUCUUGGGUUAAAUUCAACUUGGUCUGCAUAGUGCCCCCCCUUUUUUUAGAUGGAGUCUCACUCUGUCACCCAGGCUGGAGUGCAGUGGUGUGAUCUCAGUUCACUGCAACCUCUGCCUCCCAAGUUCAAGUGAUUCUCCUGCCUCAGCCUCCUGAGUAGCUGGGAUUAGAGGUGUAUGCCACCAUGCCCAGCUAAUUUUUGUAUUUUUAGUGGAGAUGGGGUUUCACCAUGUUGGCCAGGCUGGUCUAGAGCUCCUGACCACAUGAUCGACCCACCUCAACCUCCCAAUGUGCUGGGAUUACAGGCAUGAGCCACUGUGCCUGGCCCAUAUUGCCCUUUUUAUUUUUAUUUAUUUAUUUAUUUAUUUUUCAAAACGGGUUUCACCAUGUUGGUCAGACUGGUCUUGAACUCCUGACCUCAGGUGAUCGGCCCGCCUUGGCCUCCAAAGUGCUUGGAUUACAGGCAUGAGCCACCAUGCCCAGCCAACCCUUUUUAAUACAUUGCUGCCUUUGGUCUGUGCUUUUUUUUUUCUUUUUUUUUUUUUUUUGAGACGGAGUUUUGCUCUUGUUACCCAGGCUGGAGUGCAGUGGCAUGAUCUCGGCUCACCGCAACCUCCGCCUCCUGGGUUCAGGCAAGUCUCCUGCCUCAGCCUCCUGAGUAGCUGGGAUUACAGGCAUGUGCCACCACGCCCAGCUAAUUUUUUGUAUUUUUAGUAGAGACGGGGUUUCACCAUAUUGACCAGGAUGGUCUCGAUCUCUUGACCUCGUGAUCCACCCGCCUCGGCCUCCCAAAGUGCUGGGAUUACAGGCUUGAGCCACCGCGCCCGGCCCCAAUUUUUUUUUUUGAAGUGGAGUCUUGCUAUGUUACCCAGACUGGCCUCGAACUCCUGGGCUCAAGUGAUCCUCUCACCUCGCUGGGACUCCAGCUGGGACCCUAGGCAUGCAGGUCCACACCUGGCGUGGCCUGUGAUUUUUGUUUAAGAACUUUGUAUCCAUCUUCAUAAGUAUAUCUGACAUGUAAUGUUCCUUUCCCUUUUUUUCUAGCCUCAUAAAUAUGUUGGGAAGUUUUCUCUCUUUUUUCUGCAACUCUUGAGUAAUAAAUUAUCUGCUCCUGAAAUUGGCUCACUUCCCAUGAGGCUUUCUGGGCCUGAUGUCUUCUUUGGGGAUAAUGUUCUAAUACUGAUUUUUAUUAACAGUUAUAGAACCAAGUAGCUGUCUGCAUCUUCUUGAUCACAUUUGGUAAUUUGUAGUUUUUCUGGAAUGUGUCCAUCUACUCCAGCACUUCAAAUGCGUAAGUGUAAGCGGCUGGUGUUCCUUGUUGAGGCUCGGCUCUGCCUGCACCUGGUUCACUCUGCUUUACGGUUGCUUCCCAGUGCUCUCACUCUUCUCAUGAUCUUGCAGAGAUGUGUCAACUUACUGCCUUUUAAAAUAACCAGUAUUGGUUUUGUUGAUUCUUUCUAUUGCAUUUCUGUUUUCUGUCUCAUCAAUUUCUAUUCUUACCUUUAUAAUUUCCUUCCUUUUGCCUUCUUGGGGUUGUUUCCAAGUGGCAUUGCUUAGCUCUUUAAUUUUCACACUCUUAUAUUUUAUGAUAUAUAAAUAUUUGAGGCUGCCAGGCACAGUGGUGGCUCAUACCUGUAAUCCCAGCACUUUGGGAGACCAAGGCAGGCGGAUCAUGAGGUCAAGAGAUCAAGACCAUCCUGGCCAACAUGGUGGAACCCCGCCCGUCUCUACUAAAAUACGAAAAUUAGCUGGGCGUUGUGUCAUGUAGCUAUAGUCCCAGCUACUCGGGAGACUGAGGCAGGAGAAUUGCUUGAACCCAGGAGGUGGAGGUUGCAGUGAGCCAAGAUCGCACCACUGCACUCCAGCCUGGCGCCUGGCGACAGAUGAAGACUGUGUCUCAAAAUAUGUAUAUAUAUUUAAGACCAUAAGUUUUUCUCAAAGUAUUGUUUUCACUGCCUUCUAUCAGCUUUGAUAUGAGUGUUUUCCUUUUUAGUUCUAAUAAAAUUUUAAUAUCAAUUAUGA
Molecule: messenger RNA, 8470 nt
Organism: Callithrix jacchus (white-tufted-ear marmoset)
Lineage: Eukaryota; Metazoa; Chordata; Mammalia; Primates; Cebidae
Source: RefSeq, a predicted model, not a curated record